Molecule: messenger RNA, 795 nt
Organism: Diuraphis noxia (Russian wheat aphid)
Lineage: Eukaryota; Metazoa; Arthropoda; Insecta; Hemiptera; Aphididae
Source: RefSeq, a predicted model, not a curated record
AUGUCUGACGAUGUAAGGGAUUUUAUAAUGCGAUGUGAUUCUUGUCAAAGAGUGAAUCCAACUUCGUUAAAARUAGUUCCUGAAUUGAAAUCCGCGGAAAUUCCAAAACAGGUUUUUAAUCAAAUUGGAGUAGACAUCAUGACUCUACCAGAAGUUGAUGGGUUCAAAUAUGUAGUUGUUGGUAUAGAUUAUUUUUCUAAAUGGUCAGAAGCAAGACCUAUAAAAGACAAAUCAGCAGUAACUGUUGCACGAUUUUUAUAUGAUGAAAUAAUAUGUCGUCAUGGAUGUCCAAAAAUACAAAUUAGUGACCAGGGAAGAGAAUUUGUAAAUAACUUGAACGACGAGCUAUUUCGUCUCACAGGGACUGAACAACGAGUUACAUCGGCGUAUCAUCCGCAAGCCAAUGGUGUCUUAUUUGCAYAUAKAACGGCACAACAUUCUUCCACUGGAUAUACGCCAUUUAAAAUAUUAUAUCAACGUGAUGCUACUCUACUUAUUGAUAUUGAUUAUGAAGAUAAAGAUAAAUAUUCUGAAGCAACCAAUAGCAAUCAGUAUGACUCAGAUUAUCAAGAUAAUGAUUUGGAUUUAUUUGAUCAAGAAACAUUUAAAAUUACAUUAAAUAAAAUGAUCGUUAUGAGGAAUGUAAUGGAACAAAAAGCAAAAAAAAAUAUAGAUGAAGCACAAACACGUCAACGUUAUUCAUUUUCCAAACGUCAUAAAGGUCUAUUCACACAUGUCCGGUCCGUAUSCRUACCGUCCGGUCCGUGUCCGACGUUUUUACAUUGUAUGGCUUAA